GUGCUAUCAAAGGGAGGAUAUCAUUUCCGAAAGGAGAUUGAAAGGGCUGACCAAAACGACAUCUGCGUGGGACAAACUCUGCCGGUUCAUGGUGGCGCCCGCCCUCUCCCCACUCGUUCUCUAUCGUAUUCCUCCACUCAAUCUAAAGCCCCCCCAAUCUCAUUCCUUCUCGACUCUUCUCCACGUUCUGCUUCUUUUCGUUACAGACCAAUGGCUUCUUCAGACUCGUGGAUGAAAGAAUAUAAUGAUGCAGUUAAACUUGCUGAUGAUAUCAAUGGAAUGAUUUCUGAAAGGAUUUCAUUUUCUGCACCGGGAGUUGAUGCCCAACGUCAUGCAUCUGCGAUCCGAAGAAAGAUAACAAUAUUAGGGACUAGACUUGACAGCUUACAGUCCCUUUUGUCAAAGCUUCCUGGAAAGCAGCCCUUAACUGAGAAAGAGAUGAAUCGACGCAAAGACAUGGUUGCAAAUUUGAAAUCAAAAGCAAACCAGAUGGCAUCAACAUUGAACAUGUCAAACUUUGCAAACAGAGACAGCUUGCUUGGGCCAGAGAUAAAGCCUGCUGAUGCCAUGAACAGAACAACAGGUUUGGACAACUAUGGCCUUGUGGGCCUUCAGCGGCAAAUUAUGAAAGAACAAGAUGAGGGCCUUGAGAAAUUGGAAGAGACGGUAUAUAGUACAAAACAUAUUGCAUUGGCAGUCAACGAAGAGCUUGACCUACAUACUAGACUUAUUGAUAACUUGGACCAACGUGUGGAUAUUACAGACUCUCGUCUAAAGCGAGUGCAGAAGAAUCUGGCAAUUUUGAACAAGCGCACCAAGGGUGGCUGCUCCUGCCUGUGCCUGCUCUUAUCAGUUGUUGGCAUCGUGAUUCUGAUCGUCGCGAUAUGGUUGCUGGUUAAAUACUUGUGAUACAAACAUUCUGGAGAAAACCCGUCUUUCCCCUGCGUGUGUUGGAUCAAAAUUGGGUUUUGUUAGUCUCAUUGUUUGGCUUUCCUGAUUUUCUUGUGCUUUGAUCAUGCCAUGGUAUGGCUUGGUGUUUACUGAUCAACUUUGUAAUCCUCGAAUUAUGUAGCAUCAUGGAUGCCUCCUUUUCUAAGCAGUGAUCAAUUCGCAUCUCUGUCCCUAUACAAUGACAAGUUUACAACCA
Messenger RNA from Vitis riparia (riverbank grape), 1147 nucleotides. Its product is annotated as syntaxin-52-like. NCBI's taxonomy places the organism in Eukaryota, Viridiplantae, Streptophyta, Magnoliopsida, Vitales, Vitaceae. The transcript is spliced from 6 exons. The record is from RefSeq and is a predicted model, not a curated record. Gene Ontology annotation, cellular component: endomembrane system; SNARE complex. Gene Ontology annotation, biological process: vesicle fusion; intracellular protein transport. The coding region runs from base 211 to 909 and encodes 232 amino acids. Gene Ontology annotation, molecular function: SNARE binding; SNAP receptor activity.